AUGAAUUAAAGAGGGCUCAUGGAAGAAUUGAUUAUGAUUCAAACUUAAUGCAACAUUAAUGCAAUAAAAGCUAAUUAAUUGGUUUCAUUGAGGCAGAGUCUCUUCAAGCGAUCGAGGAAAAUCAAUAGAAAAGCAAAGAGAUUUAAGCAUAUCUAGGAGAAGAUAGUUAAAAAAUGGUCUUAAUAAUGUGCCAAGGAAAAAAGAAUCAAUGAGGAUCAUUUAAAAUAUUGUUCAGCUGUGCUAUUGCCAUACGGUUCAGUGUUAUUGGGUGUUGCAGACAGCAAAUCUGAUAUAGAUUUAAUUUGCAUUGCUCCAGAAUUUAUAGACAGAAGGGAGUAAUUUUUUAAUGGCCUAUUUUACUUGUUAUCAAAUGAGCAAGGAAUGGAAUAGAUAAAUAAAAUUGAAAGCACCUCAAAUCCCAUUAUAAAGAUGAUUUACAAAGGAUUUCAUAUAGAUAUUAACUUUGCUCAGUUAAAUUCAGAUAGAGUCCCUGAAAAUAUAGACGAUAAUUUAGAUGAAUUACGAAGAAACCUAUUGUAAAGUGAAGAUAAAUCAUUGUAUGCUUUGAAUGGUCGAAAGAAUGGUAUUUUAAUUAGUAAAUCAAUGCCUGACCAUUCCCAAUUCGUUUAGGCUUUGAGAAUCAUAAAGUAAUGGGCAAAGAAAAGAAAGGUGUCAAGCAACAUAAUCGGUUAUUUGGGAGGUAUAAGUUGGGCAAUCUUGAUGGCAAAGAUUUGUUAACUAUUUCCAAGAGUGGAUGUGUGUUAAACUGUUAGUCUAUUUUUCUAAAUUUACUCUCAAUGGAAUUGGAAAAUACCAGUUGUGAUUGAUGAAUCUGAGUAAGAUUUUAUUUAGAUAGAGACUUUUAAGACUCUCUGUUGGAAGAGAGAUGAAGAUAAAAGGAAUGAUAAGAUAAUGCAGAUCAUAACUCCGGCAUAUCCAUUCUUCAACACAACAUUCAAAGUCAAUAAGAUCACUUUUCAAACCAUCUUCCAAGAAUUCCAGAUCGGAGCUUAGAAAUUAGGAGAUUGGAAUGAAGUAUUGAGACCAUUAGAUUUUUUUGAUUGUUUUUAAUACUUUGUUGCCAUAUCUAUAGUUUCUAAGAGCUCUGAGAACUUUCAUAAGUGGACUGGGUUUUGUGAAGCACAAUUACCUAAACUAUUAAAGUUGAUUGGACACAAUGAAGCAAUUUAUGAUAAUACUAGUUUUGAGUUGAGAAUAACACCUGAUGGAGAAGAGAAUCUUGAAAGAGAUUAUGCCAAAUCUCUCACAUAUUUCUUGGGGAUCAAGAAAUUAAAACCAGAUGCAUGGCCUCUCUUCUUAAGGAUUCCUAUUACUUAGUUUGCAAUAGAAUUAAAUCAGAGAAAACUAUAGAGUUUUAAAAAUGAGGAGGAAUUCAAUAUGAAGAUUUAUGUUGCCAAUGUGACUGAUAUUGAUCAAUUAAGGGGAAAAUUGUCUCCAAGAAUGUAUGAUGAUUCGGAUUGCAUUGUGAAGAAGAUCAAGAUGAAUGAAGAAGAUAAAAAUGGAAGUGCUUAUUUGGUUAAGAGAGUCUCUUCAAUCUAAAGCAGUGGUAUCAACUAGGAUGUAUUAAAUGAUAUGUUUUGA
Molecule: messenger RNA, 1602 nt
Organism: Paramecium tetraurelia
Lineage: Eukaryota; Ciliophora; Oligohymenophorea; Peniculida; Parameciidae
Exons: 3
Cellular component (GO): nucleus
Molecular function (GO): poly(A) RNA polymerase activity; RNA binding
Source: RefSeq, a predicted model, not a curated record